Molecule: messenger RNA, 704 nt
Organism: Abrus precatorius (Indian licorice)
Lineage: Eukaryota; Viridiplantae; Streptophyta; Magnoliopsida; Fabales; Fabaceae
Product: 60S ribosomal protein L27a-3
Exons: 1
Coding region: 80-526 (148 amino acids)
Biological process (GO): translation
Cellular component (GO): ribosome; cytosolic large ribosomal subunit
Molecular function (GO): structural constituent of ribosome
Source: RefSeq, a predicted model, not a curated record
GUAAAAACGUAAACCAAACGCAAUAAAACCACCAAACCCUUUCUUCUCUCUUCCUGCUUCUGCCGCCGAAACGUAAGAGAUGACGACGCGAUUCAAGAAGAACAGGAAGAAGCGAGGGCACGUGAGCGCCGGCCACGGCCGCAUUGGAAAACACCGGAAGCAUCCCGGCGGUAGGGGAAACGCCGGAGGCAUGCACCACCACCGGAUCCUCUUCGACAAGUACCACCCUGGUUACUUCGGGAAAGUUGGAAUGCGGUACUUCCACAAACUCCGCAACAAGUUCUAUUGCCCCAUCGUCAACAUCGAUAAGCUGUGGUCUCUGAUACCCCAAGAGGUGAAGGAUAAGGCCUCCAAGUCCAAGGACACUGCACCCUUAAUCGACGUGACGCAACACGGUUACUUCAAGGUUCUCGGGAAGGGUGUUCUUCCCGAAAAUCAGCCCCUCGUCGUGAAGGCCAAGCUCAUUUCCAAGACCGCCGAGAAGAAGAUUAAGGAGGCUGGUGGUGCUGUUGUUCUCACCGCUUAGAUUUUAUCAGUUUGUGUUUUUUGAUAAUAUAUUUGAACUUGAGAUGUUUUGGUUUUGAUUCGGUUAUUUUUUUAUAUCACAUGUUCCAUAUGUUUUUGGUACUUAGUUUAUGAAACUGCUUUUAAGGAGGAACGAUUUUUGUGUUAUUAGUUUUAAUAAUUACGCAAUGCUUGUUACU